Hansenula ciferrii is the source of this 1029-nucleotide messenger RNA. Its product is annotated as Zinc finger protein. Gene Ontology annotation, molecular function: DNA-binding transcription factor activity, RNA polymerase II-specific; RNA polymerase II cis-regulatory region sequence-specific DNA binding. The transcript has a single exon. The coding region runs from base 1 to 1029 and encodes 342 amino acids. Lineage: Eukaryota; Fungi; Ascomycota; Saccharomycetes; Phaffomycetales; Wickerhamomycetaceae. Gene Ontology annotation, biological process: regulation of transcription by RNA polymerase II. The record is from RefSeq and is a predicted model, not a curated record.
AUGAAUCCAAAAGAAGAUGAAAAUGAUUCAGAUUUAGAAUAUGAUCAUAUAGAUCAACAUGGUGUGUGUUAUAAAAACCAACUAUUAAUUGAAACAAUACUAACAAUAUCAAUAGAAGUUAAUAAUUUAAUUAGUUCCAUUUUAAAUAAGAUUAAAAUGUCAUCAAAUCAUAUAACAUCAAUAAAUAAUCUUAUAAAUAAUGAAGAAGAUGAAGAUAGGAAAUUUUUAAGAGCUGCAGCAGAAGCUAUAGUGGCAACUUCUAUGGAUAAUCAAAUUGAUCCCACAAUAUUAGAAUUAUUAAGAAGAAUUCAAUAUGCUAAUGUACCAGGAUCAAUAAAUCCAAAUACUGGUACUUCUGCAUAUCAUACUUCAACAUCAACAACUCCAUUAUCUUCAAAUAAUUUAAAUAAUACAGUUUCUAAUCCAUUAACUAAUAAUCAAUUAAAUUUAAAUCAAUCACCAACAAAUUCCACUGGGAAUUCAAAUUCAAAUUCAAAUAUCCUAAAUUAUUUAGAUACUUCAUCAAAUAUAAAUCCAGCAAAAAAUAUUCAUCAUUUCCCAACUUUUAACUUGAAUUAUUUUGAUUCUUUACAACAAUCUCAAUCCCAAACAACAACAACUUCAAAUGAUUUUGAUCAUAAUUCAAAUACCAAUUCUUCAUGGUCAAUAAAUAAUGGACAUAAUCAAGGACAACCAUUAUCAACACCUACACCAAAUUCUCAAAAUUCAACACCACCAUCAACAUCAUCAAGAUCCCAAGGAGGCAUCAACGACCCAAAACCAUUUUUAUGUUCGGAUUGUAAUUUAUCAUUUAGAAGAUCAUCAGAUCUUCGAAGACAUCAAAGAGCUCAUUUACCAAUAUUACCACAUAUUUGUAAAAAAUGUGGUAAAGGAUUUGCUCGUAAAGAUGCAUUAAAAAGACAUAGUGAUACAUUAACAUGUAAAAGAAAUCGUGAAAAAUUAUUAAAUAGUGGUGGUGAUGUUGAAAGUAUAUUAAAUGAAGCUAAAAAGCAAGGUCAUGAUAUAUAA